GUGGCGGGAGUCGUUAGUUUGAAGUCAGAGUGUAUACUACGAGCGUAAGCGGUUAAAGCGAUUAAGAAAAUUUUCAUCAUAGGAUUGUCAACCUUUUCGCUAACAAAAUCUACAGGUUUUUGACAAAUAUGGCGCUCCAGCAAAGAUGCCAGUUGAACAUCAAUCAAGAAAACCAGCAAGUUUUGAAUACGAAGCAGAAUGUUACGAAGAAGGUGUCAGCUCGGCCUCGCCUAGCGCUGAGCGCCCGUGACAUAAAUGUCUCAGUACGCUGCACAGGCACAAAGGUUAAAUCACAACUUCAAGUUCCGCCGCUAAAGGAAUUUCGUAAAGAGGUGCCGCCGUCCGACACAGAACCAUUGCCUAUUAGCGCUCUCCCAAUAAAGCCGGCUCCACUACCAGCUGAUAUUGUUGAUAUUGAUCUCGAAGACGCAGAUUAUCUGGAAUUUUGCGCCGACUACGUUAAGGACAUCUAUGAGCACCUGUUCCGCGUAGAAACCCAAUACACCGUCAAGCCUCAAUAUCUUUCAAAACACCCCACAUUGCGGCCGCACAUGCGUAUGAUUCUCGUGGAGUGGCUUGUAUCACUUCAGCAGCGUUUCGGUCUACUGCAGGAGACCCUUCUUAUGGGCGUGUCUGUUUUAGACAGGUUCAUGUCUAACACGAGCUACGAAGUCAGUCGUAACAAAUUCCAGUUGGUUGGCGUUAGCUGCUUGCUCGUAGCAUGCAAAUGCGAGGAGAUGUAUCUCCCGUCUACUGCCGAUUUCGCUUACAUGUGUGAUGGUGCCUAUACUAUUCAAGAUAUUCUUCGGAUGGAACUUAUGGUCCUGGAAACCCUUGGGUUCGAGUUUGCUAAGCCGCUGACUGCGCAUUUUUUGCGUCGUUUCUCGAAGGCCGGUAAAGCCGAUUCUACGACCCACACCUAUGCUAAAUACCUGCUCGAAUUAGCACUGUAUGAAUAUUCACUGGUACACUACAAGCCGUCAGCUAUUGCAGCUGCCGCCUUAUCGGUAGCUGGUGCCGUAACCGGGGUGGUUGAGUGGGACGCGACUAUGUUGGUAUACAGCCGCUACCAAAUCUCCGACCUUGAAUUCGCCGCUGGCAAACUCGCCGAGCUGGCGGCUACCGCCGAGUCUAGCAUAUACACUAAAUCGACGUAUAAAAAGUAUGCCUCGGAUAGGUUCCAACAAGUAUCUAGAAGCCUUGGUCAAAGUUCAGUCGUGAUAGAUUUGGCUCGCAAAUCACAGAUCAACGGCCAAAGUGUGUUGGUGAGGUUUAGUGGAGCUCGGUUGUGGCUUAGGCAACAACUCGGUGACAGAAUGGCACUCCAGCAGAGAUCGCAGUUAGAUGCUAACCGGGAAAAUCAGCAAGUUGCCAACGUAAAGAAUCUCGCGCAGAAAAAUGCAGAAGUAGCCGUAUCACGCGCUGCUCUGAGCGCGCGCAAUGCAAACGUUGCAACACAGAAUGUCGGAGUUAAGGAUAAAAUAGAAAAUACCAUAGCGCCUCAAAGGCCUGCUAGGCACAGGGUUCAACAAAAACUACGGCUGCCGCCCCUGCCUCGAGGAUGUCUUCCCCUAGACCCAGCACCUCUGCCGCCGGACGUGCUAGAUAUCGACGAGGAUGACGUCGAACACCUAGAAUUCAGCUCCGAAUACGUCAAACACAUUUACGUGUAUCUCUUCCGGUUGGAAACACAGUUCCAAGUCAAGCCAGCAUACCUGUCAAAGCACACGUCACUUCGCCCACAUAUGCGUAUGAUUCUUAUCGAGUGGCUCGUGUCACUUCAGUCGCGAUACAAGCUGUUGCAGGAGACCCUACUUAUGACAGUUUCAAUAUUAGACAGGUUCAUGUCUGACACAAGCUUCGAAGUCAGCCGAAGCAAAUUCCAGCUAGUUGGUGUUGCUUGCAUGUUAGUGGCAUGCAAAUACGAAGAAAUGUACCUCCCAUCGGUAGCAGAUUUCGCCUAUAUGUGCGACGGUGCCUACACGACCCGUGAUAUACUCUGGAUGGAACGAAUGAUACUGAGUACAUUGAAUUUUGAGCUUGGCAAGCCGCUUACGCAGCACUUCUUACGAAGGUUUUCAAAAGCUGGUGGAGCGGACUCAACGACACACACCAUUGCAAAGUACCUUCUGGAGCUGGCUUUGUAUGAGUACUCCAUGGUACAUUGUAAGCCGUCGCUUAUUGCGGCGGCAGCUCUUUAUGUUGCUGGCUCCGUCACAGAAGUUGUUGAAUGGGAUAAGACUGUUGAGACGUACAGUGGCUAUAAGUUGACUGAUCUUGAAGUCGUUGCCACGAAGCUCGCCGAGAUCGCUGCUUCAGCCGAAACUAACCGGUAUCUCAAAGGAACGUACAAAAAGUACUCGGGCGACAAGUUUCAACGGGUUUCUAGGACUCUAGGUCAAAGCUCCGUUGUGCUUACGAUGGGUCGCAAAGCAUCAGAGGCUAACGUGUAACGGAAACAGCAAAAGAUAAGUCGAUCCAUAGGGACUCCCGAUACAGAAUACGCGCCUCCGCGACGUUGUCGCAAACAACAAUUGAUACAUCCCACGAGGAUAUUUACAAAUUAACUCCACCUGCUUUCUGCUAUUUGGUAUACUAUUGGUAUAAAUCUACUCUGAAUUGACUAUUCGAUGAACAGUGACGGGGAAUAUAUUACAGGACAGGCACCCAUGUUGGAAUCCUGAAAUAGGAUGAAAGGGUGGGUGGUAUGGCAUCAAGAUCAUCAGCAAAUGUACAGGAACGAAUUAAAAGCUGCCAUCAGUAUUAGUCGGGUGAUUACAAAAACAAGCAUUUUAAAAGGAUGAGACAGUGAAGAUAGAAAUAUAUCUUACAUGAUGACCCGCAUUUUUGGAGCGUAUUAGUUAUGUAAUUACAUUGUAUCUUACACAAUCUGGUAAUUUUAGGUAUACAUGUCGGUCGUAAAGAUUCGUUAGCUACCUUCUCUUGGUUUGGGACGAAGGUGCACGGGUACUCUCCCCAAUACAUCCGAGUUCUGUAUCAUGAGGAGACCUCUGUAAAUAGGAUUAAAAUAGGCCGAAUAGUCUGAGAAGCUUUUUUAAGUACGGAAUUCACAUGCACCAAAAACGUAGGUGAAACUAAGGUAUACAUGCACGUGCAUUUUCUGUGUGGAAGACGCCAGUUUUGACGUUACUAAUCUGACCUGAACCACCGAAGCCGUCGAUUAGCUCUUGAUAUCAGCUGUUACAGCUAGCGAAGAGGAUGCUGUCAGACUCUGAGGAGGGUGGAUACACAUGUACACUGACCAUAUUUUAUUAGUUGAAGUGUCUGUGGUAAACAGUGUAUUAGUAUACUGUGUGUUUAGCGUAGAAUCACACGUGCACUCCUAUUUCCCCGAUGUUGUGCAGUUGACAUAUUCAAAGCCAGGGACUUGGAUUCUUACUUAAUAUACAUACAUGCGUAAAUGCAAAUACAUGGAAUAAUUUCGAGCGUCGAGUAUUUGUAUGUGAAGGGUACAGACAUACAAACACGUCGCCUUGCAACUCACGAGAUUGUUUCAGGUUAUAACGAGUCUAAAUUGUCUGGGAAGUCCGCUUGCUGAGGGUAAAAAGUGAAUUGAGAAUAUACAGAAACUGAAAAAAGGCGAGCUUUUAUCGUGGUCGACGACAGCGAGGUCAGCUCAUUACUGGCCAACGAAUGGGCAAUUGAACGACGGGCUUUAUAAGCUCAGAACGAUUCUAACAUCAGCAGCUACAAUAAUAAUAAAAAUAAUAGCAAUGCCGCGAUUAGCGCGAUACCUAUCACAAUAUAUGGUACAGAUGAUGUAUAGUGUGGCUAUGGGCUACUUAUAAAACACGGUCGUUUUGAAGAAAAUGGAGUGUGGAGGUUGUAUGAGCGCUAUGAACUAGACAUUGUUAAUAAUAAUCAUGUUAUUUCGAAUAAUAAAGCUAAUUAUGUACAAGUAAUGAUUACUUUUAUAAAGCACUACAAGUGUAUUCAGUUUCUUGAUGUGGACAAAAAGUACCCUUCAAAAAGGGGUAAAAUGCACUCGGAUGUACGUAUGCAAUGUACUUAAAUGUGCAGCGAAGCACAUAGGUUAGAACCUUCACAUCCACACGAAUUUAACCCCCAUGUUAUAGGUAAAACUAAUCCUACAAAACCGGGUUUUCCGGUAUCUAAAUAUAAAAUCCUGUAUCGGACGCGGUUUGAUUGUUUUCAUAUAAAUGAUAUUUACGUAUAUUUUUUCUAACAGAACUGCUAGUUUUGUCAUUUGAAUGUUUCUUGUCUUCACAAUUUCUCAUGACUCAAACGAAGUAAUGAGACAAUUAGCAAACUAAAUUGAUGUGAUAAUGUGCGUUACACAGCGCCUAGUUUGAGUGUAUGUCAUUAUUGCGUUCAAUACGGAAGUGCUUUCAAUGACAGAAUGCCUACAUAGUCAAGCUAUUUGUCUGAGAACACCCUGACCGGUUGGCAAGGUAACUUGCUAUUUAUCUCUUUGGUAACUGCACUUCCUCGCGUGAUGUUAUUUCUACUUUGUAAUUGGUUUUAUGUUUGUGUGAUCUAAUCUAAUGAUUACUGUUAGGGCAUUAGUUUUACAGAUAUAAAUUCAUAGAAUAAACUCAAAUCAAAAUCUAAGAACAAUAAGGGGAUAGUGAUAAAUGACUGCUGAGAGUUUCGGACGUACGAGGUUAUAUUAUUUAUAUUAGCAAGAUGCUCCCCUUAUUCGUUUACGUAGUGGACUAGCUUACUUCGCAGAAGGUCUUCAUAUUGAAUUAGUACUGAAUACUGUGAACAAGCUACUUAAUACGCCAUGAACAAACUAGCCGUAGUCCUAGAGUUCAUUCUAAAAUAA
This is a messenger RNA of Varroa destructor (honeybee mite), 4810 nucleotides long. Its product is annotated as G2/mitotic-specific cyclin-B-like. Gene Ontology annotation, molecular function: cyclin-dependent protein serine/threonine kinase regulator activity. The record is from RefSeq and is a predicted model, not a curated record. Gene Ontology annotation, biological process: mitotic cell cycle phase transition. Lineage: Eukaryota; Metazoa; Arthropoda; Arachnida; Mesostigmata; Varroidae.